Neoarthrinium moseri is the source of this 1134-nucleotide messenger RNA. RefSeq lists its product as uncharacterized. The record is from RefSeq and is a predicted model, not a curated record. The transcript has 3 exons. The coding region runs from base 1 to 1134 and encodes 377 amino acids. Gene Ontology annotation, molecular function: lipoyltransferase activity. Gene Ontology annotation, cellular component: mitochondrion; cytoplasm. NCBI's taxonomy places the organism in Eukaryota, Fungi, Ascomycota, Sordariomycetes, Amphisphaeriales, Apiosporaceae. Gene Ontology annotation, biological process: protein lipoylation.
AUGGCAUCGGUCUGCCGGCUGUUGACUCGAAGUCGUGUCCAGUUGCCUACCUUCUUAAAUGCGCGUCGCUUCUCACACCUUGUUGACAAUCCCUCGAGGAAAGUCCAAGUCUAUACAUCGGCAAGCCGGGACCCAUGGCUCAACCUCUCCAUUGAGCACUUCCUCCUGCAGAAGUCUCCGCCAGAGUCGGUCGUCCUGUUUCUAUACACGAAUCGCCCGUGUGUAGUUAUUGGCCGCAACCAGAACCCUUGGUUAGAGGUCAAUCUGGGCUUGAUCAAUCGACGGGGCCUGCUCGCAGAUCCGAACGAGGCGGUGUCGCUGGUCAGGCGUCGCUCGGGUGGCGGCACCGUGUUUCAUGAUCAUGGCAACAUCAACUACAGCGUCAUCUGCCCUCCUGCGGCCUUUGACCGCAACAAGCACGCCGAGAUGGUGGUCCGGGCUCUGCAAAACCUCGGAAGGAAAACAGUUCGGGUUAACGAGCGGCAUGAUAUAGUCAUUGAUGUGCCAGAAGAAGCGGGGCAAGCGACCUACAAGAUCUCAGGGUCUGCAUACAAGCUCACCAGGCUACGCUCACUGCACCAUGGAACGUGUCUGCUGGGAACACCCAAUAUCGACAGGAUAGGACAGUUCCUCCGGUCUCCAGCUGCGCCGUACAUCACAGCCCAGGGCGUGGAAAGCGUGCGGUCGAAGAUUAAGAAUGUUGGUAUCGACAACAGUGACUUCGAAUCAGCAGCCAUCGCCGAGUUUGGGGGAAUGUACGGUGAUGUCCAGGCCCACGUCAUUUCCGAAGCGGAAGCCCGGGAAAAUAAGGACAUCAUGAAGGGAUAUGAUGAGAUAACAGAUGAGAAGUGGACGUUUGAGCAAACCCCCCGCUUCAUAUUCUCAACGCAUCCGACGGAAAGAUUUGAGAAGGUCCCACCACCUUUGCCUGACCAUCUUGAAGACCAUUUCGAAGCAUUCAUCGAAGCGCGACAUGGAGAGAUUCUCACUGGAGAGAUCGACGGCUUGUUUCCUCCCAAUGCAUUGGACGGUUCACACCUCCAUAAAAUAAAUGACUGGCGUAUCUACAGGGAAGGCCGGGAAGGAGAAUGGCUGAAUGAGCUAUUCGGCGUACGACUGGACACAAAAGCGUGA